CUUUCUCUGAAAAAUAUACACUGUUUUUCCUUGGAUCAUGGCAGCCUAUGCAGCCAUAGUUUCUCUUAUGAAUACCAUCAAUCAGAUCGAGCACCACCCUUCCCCUCCAAUUUCUAUCCACAAACAACAACUUGAAUCUCUCACUCAAAUUCUUACCUUUUUGCAGGAAUUUCUUGAAAGUUAUAAGUCCCCUGUUGCCGAUGGAGAUGAAGCUGAUCCGCUGGAGAUGCGUAUCGCAGAUGCAGCUCAUGCUGUUGAAGAUGUUAUCGAAUCACAUAUUGUGGACAAGCUUCAGCCGAGGAGAUCCAAACGUAUCGCAGAUGCAGCUUAUGCGGCUGAAGAUGCUAUCGAAUCUCAUAUUGUGGACAAGCUUCAUCUGAGAAGAUCCAAAAAAGCCAAAAUUGAUACAGCUGAAGCUGAUGAACAAAUCAACUUCUAUCAAGAUCGUCUACAACAAGUGAUAGAAGAAAUGAAUGUGAUCAAGAAGGAAGCCAUGGAAAAUGAACUGGGUAGAUCAAUGAGUCCCAACCAAGAAUUUCUCCAAGGCUAUGUUGUAGAUGCAGCUCAUGCGGCUGAAGAAGUGAAUUCUAGAGAGGAAGUCAGUUGCAUCGACUUCUAUCAAGAUCUACAGCAAGUGAUAGAAGAAAUGAAUGUGAUCAAGAAGGAAGCCAUGGAGACUUCCGCUGAAGCUCAGCUGCAGAGAAAGGUCUCCUCGACUCAUGCUGGCUCCUUGACGUGCUCUUCCACUGCGAAGGAAAGCAAGAUGGUGGGCUUUGAUGACGUGCAACUUCAACUCUUGGAUUGGCUCACUGGAGGGAACCGUAACCGCCAAAUCAUCCCAAUCACAGGGAUGGGCGGGAUUGGUAAGACCACUCUUGCCCGACAUAUAUUUGAGCAUGCCCUUGUUAAGCAACAUUUUGAUAUUUGUGCGUGGACUACAAUUUCUCAAACUUAUAAUGUUAGAGAAACACUUAGAGAAAUUCUUUACCAAGUGAGUGGAGAUUCGAGGGAUGACUUUAGUGAUGAGAACGAAUUGGGAGAAAAAUUGCACAAGUGUUUAUGGGGUAGGAGGUAUAUUAUAAUAUUGGAUGAUAUGUGGAGUGUAGAAGUGUGGUACAAGAUGAGGUUUUUCUUUUCCGAUUACAAUGAUGGGAGUCGAGUAAUUGUAACGACUAGGCUCUCAAACUUGGCUACUGAGUUGACAAACUCUAACAGCAUUGGUAUGAGAUUUUUAGAUGAUGUUUGUAGCUGGAGUUUGUUCUCCAAAACUGUAUUUGGGGAUGAGGGUUUUCCUCUUCAUCUCGAGGAAAUCGGAAAGAAAAUUGUGGGGAAGUGUAACGGACUUCCUUUGUCGAUUGCUGUGAUUGGGGGUCUUUUGGCAAAGUCCAAACUUACACCGGAAUAUUAGGAGCACAUAGAGGAAAACAUAAGCUCAAUUGUGAUUUCGGAAAAUGAUGAAUAUUGGUUGACAGUAUUGAAACUGAGCUAUGACCAUUUGCCUGCCUAUCUGAAGCCUUGUUUUUUGUACAUGGGGAUGUUUGGGGAAGAUGAGAAAAUUAGGGUCUCAAGACUCAUGGGCCUAUGGGUUUCUGAAGGCUUUCUUAAACCAAUCUAUACUAAUAGAAAAAGAGCGAAUGACAAUUUAAGGGACAACUUGUGGAUUGCCUAUUUUACCCCUAAAAUAUAAAUUUGUUAGUAUAGAUUAAUAAUUAUCAACAUCACGAUUUUUCAAUUAAUUUUGACUCCUUUCUUUUUUUGCCUUUUUAAAGAGAAUGACUCACGAUUUUUCAAUCCAUUGACUUCAUAAUUAUCUAAAUUAAGGGAUAUAAUAUAAUUAUCUAUGGAAGAAGUUCACUCUAAUUCCGUAUAUAUUAAUAUAUAUCAAAAUCUUUAUCUUAUGUACUAACUAAACUAAACUCUAAAUAUAAAUAAAAAUUAAUUAAAGUUCUAAUUCUUCUCCAACUCAAUCAAUUAUCUCCUCGCAACUAACCUCAAAGCCAUCCUUCCGCACCAUCGCAUACAACCUCGCCGCCGCUGUGAGCCUUCGGUCCGCCGCGCUUCACCGUUGCUCUUAGUCUUUUUUCAGGUCGCCGCCUCCCCUCUUCGAAGGCCGGUUGAGGUCACCCGACAAGUUAAACACUUCGAAGAGAACCAUUCCGUUCAAUUUCUCGCUUAAUUAGUCGGGCAGAGAAGCUUGAAGGUGAUCUAUCAAGGUCGCCGCCGUCGACUGGAAUUUCAUAAUUUCCUCCGCACAUGGGUACGCCUAUGAUAUUAUAUUCAAAUUUCAGGAGAUUAUAUUUUGUUUUCAGUAUGAAUAUGCUACAAAAUAGUUUGCGAUUUUAUGGUAUUUGAUGGUUUGUAUUUCUCAUUGCUCAAUAUCUAAGAUUAUCAAUCCCAAUAAUAAACUAAGAUAUAGAUUCAGACUCUCUCAAAA
Salvia miltiorrhiza (redroot sage) is the source of this 2434-nucleotide messenger RNA. RefSeq names its product putative late blight resistance protein homolog R1B-17. Gene Ontology annotation, molecular function: ADP binding. Lineage: Eukaryota; Viridiplantae; Streptophyta; Magnoliopsida; Lamiales; Lamiaceae. The record is from RefSeq and is a predicted model, not a curated record. Gene Ontology annotation, biological process: defense response to other organism. The coding region runs from base 38 to 1408 and encodes 456 amino acids. The transcript has 4 exons.